Messenger RNA from Vicia villosa (hairy vetch), 2082 nucleotides. RefSeq lists its product as uncharacterized. The transcript has 4 exons. Gene Ontology annotation, molecular function: nucleic acid binding. Bases 1 to 2082 code for a protein of 693 amino acids. The record is from RefSeq and is a predicted model, not a curated record. NCBI's taxonomy places the organism in Eukaryota, Viridiplantae, Streptophyta, Magnoliopsida, Fabales, Fabaceae.
AUGUCUGAAUCCUCAUUCUUUGAAAAGAUUUUGGCCUAUAUGGGUGAGAACAAAAGAAUAGCGGCUCUCGAAGCCGAAAUUAUUGAUAUGGUUGUUGGGGCCAAAAGCAUGGAGUUUAAUGAUACAGGACAAGGGGAGAACACCGUACCUAAGUCUCCUGAAGAACAAGUACACGAAGAAACGAUAGACCAAAGGCUAGAUGAUAUUUAUGACGAUGAGCCUUUGGGAUUCGAGAAAGAUCCAGGAUCAUCAAGCGCAAAGAUGUUAGCCCAUGACCCACUAGAAGAGAUUAAUCUCGAAGAUGGAACCACAAAGAGAGUUACAUACAUCACAACUCCUAAAGAUGAAUACCUAAUGCCCGUGGCAGAAAUGCUAGUUGACUCAGUCGCAGGAUAUGAGUAUCUUAGCAUGCUUGAUGGUUAUUCCGGGUAUAACGAAAUUUUCAUUGCAGAAGAGGAUGUUUAUUUAGACGACAUAGUCAUAAAGUCUAUAUCAGACGAAGAUCAUCUAAUCCAUCUGAGCCAAUCCUUCGAAAGAAUGAGAAAACAUGGCUUGAAGAUGAACCCUCUUAAAUGUGCAUUUUGUGUGCAGGCUAGAGAUUUUAUGGGCUUUGUAGUCCACGAAAAUGGGAUAGAGAUUAAUCAGAAUAAAACAAAGGCUAUCAUGGACACCAAAGCACCAUCAACUAAGAAAGAGUUGGUAUCUUUAUUAGGAAAGAUAAAUUUCCUGAGGAGAUUUAUUUCAAAUUUAAGUGGUCGAAUUCAAGCCUUCUCUCCUCUUUUGCGUCCGAAGCAUGGAAAUUUCGAGUGGACAAGUGAACAUCAAGGGGCAUUCGAAAAAAUAAAGCAGUAUAUGAUGAAUCCACCUAUUUUGUCACCACCGAGUGGAAAGAAGCCUAUGAGACUGUAUAUAUCAGCUUCAGACACUUCUAUGGGUAGUAUGUUAGCACAAGAAGAUGAAAAUGGCAUUGAGAGGGCCAUAUAUUACCUAAGUAAGGUAUUAAAUGAUGCAGAAAAUAGAUAUACUUCGAUAGAGAAGUUGUGCCUAUGUUUGCAUUUUUCAUGUACUAAACUCAAAUAUUAUAUAAAGCCAAUAUAUUUGUAUGUCUCUUCCCAUUUUGAUGUUAUCAAGUACAUGUUAUCAAAGCCAAUAAUGCACAGUCGAAUUGGCAAUUGGGCUCUAGCCCUAACUGAGUACUCUUUAGCCUUCAUGCCUUUGAAAGCUAUGAAGGGGCAAGUAGUCUCAGAUUUUAUAGUUGAUCACGCAGUGGUUGAGACUCCUCAACUCCUAGUUGAGUUGAAGCCUUGGAGAUUAUUCUUCAACGGUUCCACCCACAAAGAAGGCAGUGGAGUUGGGAUUCUACUGAUUUUGACUGAUGGAAUUCCAACAAAACUCAAGUAUAGAAUUGAAGGACCUUCAUGCUCUAACAAUGAGGCAGAACACGAAGCCUUAAUAGCAGAACUUGAAGCCUUGUUGGAAUUGGGGGCAACCAGGGUUGAAAUCAAGGGUGACUCAGAACUGAUCUCAAAGGAGAAGCUAGAGGAAUUGGUUAAAGUGAGAGGGAAAGCAAGGGAAACCAAAUUAUCUCCAAGUGACUUGGAAAGAAAUUGUUUAGGUUAUGCUAACGAAGAAGAGUUUGAAGUGUUGGCUAUUGAUACUUUAACAAACACAGAUUGGAGAUCUUCAAUUAUAGAGUAUCUUAAGGACUCUUCGUUGAACACGGACAGGAAAACCAAGUAUAGAGCUUUGUCGUACGUUUUGAUGGGAAAUGAGCUAUUCAAGAAAACUCUAGAAGGCAUUUUAUUAAAAUGUUUGGGUGAGAAUGAAGGGUACUUGGCAUUAUAUAACGUUCAUAGCGGAAAAUGUGGGGCACAUCAAGCAGGCCAUAAAAUGAAAUGGUUGCUUUUCAGGUAUGGAAUGUAUUGGCCUACCAUGCUGAAUGAUUGUAUAGAAUUUGCUAAAGGUUGUCAAGAAUGUCAAAUACAUGCAGGAAUCCAACAUGCUCCUACAAGUGAGAUUCACACAAUUAUCAAGCCAUGGCCAUUUAGAGGUUGGGCUUUAGAUUUAAUUGGAGAAAUUUGA